Messenger RNA from Ceratina calcarata, 12993 nucleotides. It is a transcript of the gene kl-2, whose product is annotated as dynein heavy chain 2, axonemal kl-2. The record is from RefSeq and is a predicted model, not a curated record. Gene Ontology annotation, molecular function: minus-end-directed microtubule motor activity; dynein light intermediate chain binding; ATP hydrolysis activity. Bases 20 to 12967 code for a protein of 4315 amino acids. Lineage: Eukaryota; Metazoa; Arthropoda; Insecta; Hymenoptera; Apidae. Gene Ontology annotation, biological process: microtubule-based movement. The transcript has 62 exons. Gene Ontology annotation, cellular component: dynein complex.
GGCUGAAUUCUACACGAACAUGGAUACCUUCUUGUGCAACUUGACGGAUCUCGCGUAUAAAAUGUUGGGCUUGACGGUGAUAUAUGUGCCGCGGGAGGGAAGCGAUCUGAUGAGCGACGAAGCGAAAGCCGACAAGGAAUUGAUCAAGAGAUUGGAGGUCGUCGUGGCACACUGGACCACUCAAAUCAGGAUAGCCCUCUCCGAUCAGGAACAAGCAACGCCGAACGAAUUACUCUGCCUGAAGGACGAAUAUGACUUCUGGCUGUAUCGCUAUGACAAUCUCUGCGGUCUGGACUAUCAGCUUCAAAACGCUACGGUGAAGAGGAUUGCGGACUUCCUCUCGGCGAGUCAUUCGACGUACGUCAGGCAGUUCAUCUCGUUGAAGGACGAGAUCGAGGACGGGGUGAAAGAAGCUAGAUCGAACAUCGAAUAUCUUCGAAUUCUGGUGGAACCCUCCGCGAAGUUGAGCGAAUGCGUCGAACCCUCGAGCAUCGACCGACACCUGAUGUCGAUCAUUCACCUGUUCAGGACGAUUUGGCUCAAUUCGCCUUACUACAAUGUCCAAGAGAGAAUCGAAAAUCUGUUUAAGGCGCUCAGUAAUCAGAUCAUCAUUCUAUGUCGCAAUUACAUCGACUUUAAAGAAGUAUUCGCUGGAAAAGCCAGGCAAUCUAUGGAGAAGUUGCAGGAAUGCGUGACCGCUUGCGUAAAUUACAAAUCGCUCUACGACAAUAUUGCUCAGGCUCACAACAGCCUGACGAACGUACCGUGGGACUUAAACAGAGACAACGUGUUCCAGUACAUCAAUAUUUUCAUCGGCAGAUGCCAGGACAUGAUCGAGAUUUGUCAAGCAAUGAUCGACUUUGCGAGAAUGGACGAGACGACGGAGGUGUUCAAACCGAUGUUCAGUGGGACAAAGGGAGAGGAACGGGAGCGAGUGUGCCAGAAGAUUGAGAGGCUGUUUCACGAAGCAUUGGCGGAGAUUCGGUACAACCAUCAGAGGAUCUUGGACGUGCAUUACGGCGCGUGGCACGACGACGUGUUCAACUUCCGUACCGAGAUGAAGGAUCUGGAGGUGAUAGUCGAGAAUCUGGUCGCGUCCGUUUUCGUCGGUAUGAACAACGUGCAGGAAGGAAUCGAAGAUCUUCAAGGAUUGUAUCCUUACAUGAAUCGCGAAAAACUGAAAUCUUUGUUCGACGGUAAAACCGCUGAGAUUUGGAAGCUGUUCAGCGAGGACAUCAAACGUACGAAGCAGGAAGUACUCGACGAAAGGGAGAACUAUCCUUCGAUGACGCCAUAUUACGCAGGAAGGGCGUUGAACCUUCGCUCGAAAGGCGCGCGCCUGCAAUCGGCGAGGGAGGUGCUCGAGAGGGCGAUAUGGAUGCCGUAUUGUCCCCUCAGCGUCGAGAUCUUCCAUCAGCACGAUCUCUUGAAGAGAUCCAUUGAGGAUCUGGUCACCGACUUGCACAGUAGAUGGGUUCGCGAGGUCGGCGAUAAUCCGCGAGCGAAACUCGAUCGUUCCUUGAUGCGGCGAAGCGACUCGAAAGAGGGGUUUCUCGAGUGCAACAUCGACGCGGCUAUUCUGAAUUUGUGUCGCGAAGCCGCUUAUUGGAUCACUCUGAAAUUCUCCAUACCCGUUCAGGUGAAAAUCGUCUACGACAAGUGGGAAAAUCUUCAUUUUGUCUAUGAAAGCGUUCUCGCCGUGGUGAUUGGCUAUAACAAAGUGGUCAGAGCGUUGGCGAUGGCCGAGCGAGAGCUGUUCCGCGAGCUGAUUCAGCAGCUGGACAGGAAGAUAAAUCCGGGUUUAAGCAAGCUGACGUGGAACACGGAAUACGUAGACGCCUACAUUGAGGAUUGCUUCAACCAAACUCUUCAGGAAUUUGUGGACGUCUACAAGGAAUCGAUUCAUCAGAUCGUAUCGAUCUGUGAGAGAAUCUGCGACACGCCGAUGAUAAAAAUCAAACCGAAUUACACGUACAGAUUGAACGAGUUGCAAGACGAAUUGGUCAAAGUCAGGGACGAGACCUUCGAACUUCUAUUGGAUUAUCACAGGACGGUCUUCCAGUACGUGAUGGUCAUUUACGAUGGAGUGAAAGACGUUAUUCGUGAAAGUUUGCAAGCGUGGAAAGUCUUUCUGAGCCGAAUGGACGUUUUGAUAGGCGAGGCUUACAAGAUGUGUCUGAUAGAAUCUAUGCAAGCCAUGUACACUGCUCUGCACGGGGAUGGUACCACGCCGCCGUCGCCGCUGAUUUUGGUCCACGUGGAACUCAUCGAUAAUAAAAUCAAAUUCGUUCCGGAUCUGGCGAACAUCGCGAUGGAAACAUCUGUGCUGUUCGAUAAUCUGUUGGAACCACUGAAGAGAGUGACUCGGUUGAUAAAUAAGUUCAAGUUCGAUAUCCCGAUCCUUCCUUUUUGGAAAACGUACGAGAAGGAUUCCGAGUUGCUCGACCUUCAACAGAAGCUAAACGACGAAGUGAACUAUUGUUUCGUUCAGGUGCAAAAUUAUCUGAAGAGCUGGGAACCGUUCCAGGAAAUAUGGGAAAUGAACAGGGAAAUGUAUCUUCAGAGAUACGAGAAAUUGAAACCUACUGCGGCGACGUUCGACUCGGACAUCAGCAGGUACACGAUCAUCGCGAAUAACGUUCAGAUGCAAGAAACGGUGAUGACCGUACACUUCCUCGACGUGAACGCCGACGGCCUAAAGGGGGCCAUUAUCGAACAGUGUUCCGUUUGGCAGCAAAAACUGAUCGGUGUUCUGCUCCGACAGACUCAGAACAUGGUCAAUCACGUGUAUCAUUAUAUCGCGGACAAUUCGAAAAAAAUAACGAAGGAGCCGACGGACCUGAUCGGCAUGCAAUACCUGAUGCAAUUGUUCGACAAACUGAUUAACGACGUUCCUCGACAGGAAGAGGAAUUCCCAAAGAUCCAAGAGCAAUAUCAGACUUUGGAGAAAUACGAAGUGAGUCUGACGUUCGACUUCAAACGGAAGGUGCACGACAUAGAUCCUUCCUGGGCCGCGUAUCUGGAACUGUUGGAGGAAUGCGAGGGCAUGUUGAAAGAGAAAAAGGAAGAAUUCAAACAAGUCUUGUUGGAAGACGUGAUAAUGUUCCAAGACGAAGUGACCGCUCUGGUGGGGAAAUUUUGGGACACCGGCCCAUUCACUUCCGAAUGGGAACCGAAAGGCGCGUUCGCCUGGUUGGAGUACCUGGAGCGGGAAGCGUCAGCGUUGAGAAGAAGAGAAAGCAAGUUGAAGUCGCAGCUGGGGAUGUUCGGCAUCAACCAGCCGGAUUCUUUUGAGUUGAUGCAAUUGGAUCAGGACACAAAAGCCAUCGAGCUGGUGUGGCAGAUCACGAACGAAUGGAACGAGGCGUGGGAGAGAUACCGAACGGAAAACUUUUGGGACAUCGAAAUGGAAGAGAUGGAGACCACCGCGAACGUCCUGUUCAGAAGGUUGAAUCGUCUCAGCAGAGAAUUGAAGGAGAAGAAUUGGGAGAUCGUUGAGCAUUCGAGGGGGCGAGUGGACAGAUUCAGGCGCACUCUUCCGUUGAUCACGGACCUGAAGAACCCGGCGAUGAGGCCCCGGCAUUGGAAUAAAGUGAAGGAAGUCGUGGACCGAGAAUUCGACGAAACAUCGGCCGAUUUUACUUUGGAUGCCAUCGCGGAGAUGCAGCUUCAAAAUUACGCCGAGCAGAUCAGCGACAUCUCCAAUUCGGCCACAAUGGAAUUAGCUAUCGAAGCUGGCCUGAAGGCGAUCGCCGAUAUCUGGGAAACUAUGCCGUUGGAAAUGAUUCCUUACAAGGACAGAGGAAUAUACAAGAUGAAGAGUAUCGACGCUAUAGUGCAAUGUUUGGAGGAGCAUCAGGUUCAAUUGUCGGCGAUGAAAGCAACGAGGUUCGUCGAGCCGUUCGCGGAAGAAGUCGAUCACUGGGAACGUUCACUGUCCACCGUAGGGGAGGUUCUCGAGACGACUCUGGUGAUCCAACGGGGCUACAUGUACAUGGACAAUAUAUUCACCACGGAAGAUAUUCGGAAGCAGCUGCCCAAGGAGACCGACGACUACGACAAAUUAACGACGCUCUGGACUCGAAUCACGUCGCGGAUGGCGUCCUUCGGUCUGGCGCUUCCGGCCACACACAAUCCACCCGGACUGUUGGAAGUGUUGAACAAGAUCAGCGAUCAGCUCGAGUUGAUGCAACGAGCUCUGGAAGAGUAUCUUGAAACAAAACGGCACGUCUUCCCGAGAUUCUAUUUCGUCUCGAACGACGAUCUUCUCGAGAUACUCGCGAACGCAAAGAGACCAGAACUGAUACAACCGCAUAUCAAGAAACUGUUCGAAUACCUAAAGUUUCUCACCCUCGGCAAGACUCUGGCUGGAAAGCAAUUAGCGACCGCGAUGAACUCGAACGAAGGGGAAUGCGUCGACUUCAGCGAAACCGUUACGCUCGAGGGCCAAGUGGAAAAAUGGCUCUGCAACGUCGAGACCGCGAUGAGAACCAGCCUGCGCGAAGUAUUGAGGCACUGUCGAACUGCGUUGCGAAAAAUGAUCAUGAGACGCGACAGAUGGGUGAAGGAGUGGCCCGGUCAGUCGGGCAUCGCAUCGACUCAGAUACAAUGGACGGCGGAUUGCACUCGUACUUUGUUACACUGCAAGAUGGUAGAUUCGAGGAAGCCGCUGAAGAAAUUACGGAAACGGCAGAAUCAGGCGCUGAGCAGGUACACGGAUGCGAUCCGGAGCGAGCUGAGUAAUUUGGAUCGAUCGAAAUUCAAAGGUAUCGCGGUGAUCGAGAUCCACGCCAGGGACGUCAUAGAGAGGAUGUAUCGAGCGCAUUGCAAAGACGUCUCGUCCUUCGAAUGGCUGUCGCAACUACGUUUCUACUGGGACAAAGACAUCGACGAUUGCAUCGUUUGGCAGACGAACACGUAUUUCGUCUACGGGUACGAGUAUCUCGGGAACACGGGUCGAUUGGUGAUAACUCCGCUGACGGACAGGUGUUAUAUAACGCUGACGACGGCCCUUCAUCUGUAUCGAGGAGGCAGCCCGAAAGGACCGGCCGGUACAGGGAAGACCGAGACGGUAAAAGAUCUCGGUAAGGCUCUAGGAUUCAAUGUGAUCGUUCAAAACUGUUCCGAGGGACUCGAUUACAAGAGCAUGGGCAGAUUGUUCUCCGGCCUCGCGCAGACCGGCGCGUGGGGUUGCUUCGACGAGUUCAAUCGGAUAAACGUCGAAGUAUUGUCAGUGGUGGCUCAACAGAUACUCUCGAUACUGACCGCCCUCUCACAGAAAUUCACCAGAUUCGUGUUCGAGGGCGUCGAAAUAUCGCUGGUGCACACUUGCGGCAUUUUUAUCACGAUGAAUCCGGGUUACGCCGGCCGGACCGAGCUUCCCGAUAAUCUGAAGUCGAUGUUCAGGCCCAUCUCGAUGAUGGUACCGGACAGUAGCAUGAUCGCUGAGAUCAAUUUGUUCUGCGAGGGUUUCGAACAGACGCGUGUUCUCGCCAGAAAGGUCUUCACGUUGUACACGCUGGCUCAGCAACAGUUGAGCAAACAGUAUCAUUACGACUUCGGUUUGAGAGGCAUAGUGACCUUGACCAGAUACGCGGGAAGGAAGAAGAGAGCGUAUCCGGAUCUACCGGACGAAGAGGUAAUCAUCCUCGCUAUGAAGGAUAUGAACAUCGCCAAACUCACGUCAGACGAUCUGCCGCUGUUCCUCGGUAUCACCGGCGAUCUCUUCCCAGACGUAGAAGUGCCGUCGGUGGAUUAUGACGAAAUCAUCGGUUAUAUAAGUAAGGAAGCCAUCAAAGCGAAGUUACAGCCCAUACCCCUGAUAUUGACGAAAGUCAUCCAAUUGUACGAGACGAUGAAUUCGAGACACUCGACGAUGCUGGUAGGCGAGUCGAACACCGCGAAAACGGUUACGUGGAAAAUAUUACAGAAUACGAUGACGAGUAUGAGAAACGACAGGAAGCCGGGUUACACCGCAGUCCACGUCUACCCGAUCAAUCCGAAGGCUUUGAGCCUCGCCGAACUCUACGGAGAGUAUAAUCUCAUCACCGGCGAAUGGCACGACGGCGUCAUAUCCAUGAUCAUGAGAAAGACCUGUUCCGACGAAAGCCCCGACACGAAAUGGAUCCUCUUCGACGGGCCGGUGGACGCGGACUGGAUCGAGAACAUGAACAGCGUGAUGGACGAUAACAAGGUUUUGACGCUGAUAAACAACGAUCGCAUCUCGAUGCCCGACCAAGUGUCCCUGUUAUUCGAGGUCCAGGAUCUGGCGGUCGCUUCCCCGGCCACGGUUUCCCGAGCCGGUAUGGUUUACAACGAUUACAAGGACCUCGGUUGGAACCCUUACGUGAACAGUUGGCUGCAGAAGUAUCAGCAAGGAAAGGAAUUUGCCGAAGAGAUGAUGAAAUUGUUCGACGAACACGUGGACGCCACUCUCAAUUUUAAGCGACGAAAGUGUGAAGAACUGAUCCCAGUUCCUGAGCUGAACGCCGUUCAAUCGCUGUGCAAGCUCCUCGAAGUGCUUGCCAUUCCGGAGAACGGAGUAGAAUUUACGGGAGACACGGACAUGUUCGCUAAUAUUUGCAGGAUAUGGUUCUUCUUUUGCGUGAUAUGGUCGAUCUGCGCGUCCGUCAACGAGGAGGGACGAUUUAGGGUGGACAAUUUCAUUCGAGAGCUCGAGGGCAGUUUCCCAUUGAGGGACACGGUGUAUGAAUACUUCGUGGACUCUCGACUUCGAGCGUACGUCUCUUGGGAAGAAAAAUUACCUUCGGUCUGGAAGAUUCAAUCUGGAACCCCGUUCUACAAAAUAGUGGUACCAACUGUGGAUACCGUUCGAUACGAGUACAUCGUCGGCUCUCUGCUGAAACAUCGGUUCCCGGUGCUCCUGUUGGGUCCGGUGGGCACGGGAAAGACGUCGGUGCUUCGAUCGGUGCUCGAUUCACUUGAUGAGACCAAAUACAGCGUGUUGACUCUGAACAUGUCCGCUCAAACGACCUCAAAGAAAGUGAGCGACUCGGUGGAGAGCAGACUCGAGAAACGCACCAAAGGCGUCUACAUCCCCGUGGGUGGUAAAGUUCUGAUCGCAUUUAUGGACGAUUUUAAUAUGCCGAUGAAAGAGACGUACGGAUCUCAACCACCUUUGGAGUUGGUUCGACAACUGAUUGGAUACGGAUUCUGGUACGAUCGGCACAAGCAAACGCAAAAGUUCAUACAAAGAUUGCAACUAAUGGCGGCGAUGGGCCCACCGGGUGGAGGUCGAAACGUGAUCACCAAUCGAUUGCUGACCAAGUUCAACGUCGUUAACAUGACGUUCCCUGCCGAGAAACAGAUCAUUAGGAUAUACGGGACGAUGCUGAAUCAACACAUCGGCGAUUUCCACGCGGAAGUCAAGGGAAUAGCUCAAGAAAUAACGCUGUCCACCAUCGGACUGUACAACAACGUGGUUCACAAGAUGCUGCCGACACCGGCCAAGAUGCAUUAUCUGUUCAACCUGAGAGACAUAUCGAAGGUGUUCCAAGGUCUGCUGCGUGGUCACAAGGAUUAUCAGUUCUCCAGGCAGACGUUCCUUCGGCUAUGGAUCCACGAAGCGUUCCGAGUGUUCAGUGAUCGGCUGAUAGACGAAAAGGACAGGGAAUGGUUUGUGGAUCGAAUCAACGAGCAACUUGGAAAACAGUUCGAAUCGACGUUCGCUACCAUUUGUCCGGAGAAGAGGAGCCCCUUGUUCGGUAGUUUCAUGAACGUCUGGGACAUAUACGAGGAUCUGUUGGACAUUGCGGCCGUGAGGACUCACAUAGAAAAGCAACUGGACGAGUACAAUACCUCCACUGGCGUCGUUCGAAUGAAACUGAUUCUGUUCCGAUACGCGAUCGAGCACAUUUGCCGCAUCCCGCGCGGAAACAUGUUGCUGAUAGGCAUCGGUGGAAGCGGAAGGCAGUCGCUGUCCCGUAUCGCUAGCUACAUGUGCGAGCUUGGCAUCUUUCAAAUUUCGAUCACGAAGAAUUACAAGAUGCCCGAAUUUCGCGAGGACCUGAAAUCGUUGUACCUGAAAACGGGCGUCGACAACAAACCUACGACUUUUCUGUUCGACGAUACGCAGGUGGUCGAGGAGCAAUUUCUAGAGAUCGUAAACAACAUAUUAAGCACGGGGGAGGUGGCGAAUCUGUACAAACCCGACGAGAUGGAAGAGAUCAAGAAGAAAUUGACGAAAGAGGUGAUGCGUGCUGGACGAAUACCGACUUCGGAGGCGAUCUACUCGUGGGUGAUCGAGCGAACGCGUUCCAAUAUGCAUUUGGUGGUGAGCAUGAGCCCAAUCGGAGACGCGUUCAGAAACAGAUUGCGCCAGUAUCCGGGAUUGAUCAAUUGUACGACGAUCGAUUGGUUCUUGGAAUGGCCGAGGGAAGCCCUUCUCGAAGUUGGUAACAAAUUCCUCGCGGACCUCCCUCUGACGCUUAUCAUCACCGGCGAGAGCAAACCGGAGCCACGGCAAUCGGCGGCUGGCGUGCCUCUGCCACCGCUGCAGGAACGGAUGCGAGACGCAAUCGCGGCUACGUUCUCCUCGAUCCACGAGACGGUUUCGCGAUUCUCGAGCAGAAUGGCCGCGGAGAUGAAGCGGUAUAAUUACGUGACGCCGGUCAACUUCCUCGAACUGGUCGCCGGUUACAAAACAAUGCUGCUGGAGAAACGGACGGAAUUAGCGCAGCAAGCGAACAAACUGCGGAACGGUCUCUCGAAGAUCGACGACACUCGGGUCAAAGUGAACGAAAUGGCCGCAGAACUGGAAGUAACACAGGAACAAGUUCACAAGUCUACGAGGGAAUGCGAAGAAUUUCUGGUUACGAUAGUGAACCAGCGUCGCGACGCGGAUGAAACGCAGAAAUCGGUAGCUGCGCGAUCUGAGAAAAUUACGGAGGAACAAAAAGAAUGCAAGAAGCUCGAAGAACUAGCCCGAGCCGAUCUCGCGACCGUCGAACCGGCUUUGAACGAAGCUAUGAAGGCCUUGGACGCGCUCAGUAAAAAGGAUAUUUCGGAGAUACGGUCGUUCACGCGCCCACCACCGAAGGUUGAGAUGGUAAUGGAGGCGAUAAUGAUCUUGAAGAAUUCCGAACCGAGCUGGGCGGAAUCGAAACGUCAGCUCGCCGACGUCAACUUUUUGCUCACGCUGCGAGACUUCGACAAGGACAAUAUCUCCGACAGAACACUACGAGCCAUCUCUAAGUACACGUCUAACCCGGAAUUCGACCCGGAGAAGGUCGGCGUAGUAUCGGUCGCAGCCAAGUCUCUGUGCAUGUGGGUCGUCGCCAUGGAAAAAUAUGGGAAGCUGUACAGAGUCGUCGCGCCGAAGAGAGAGAAAUUGAACGCGGCACUGGCCUCCCUCAAACAGAAAGAGCAGGCGUUGAGCGAUGCGAUGACGCAGUUGCAGCGACUGGAGCAGAGACUACUGGAGUUGCAGGAGAUGUACGACGGCAAGAUGAAGGAAAAAGAAGAAUUGAUCAAAUUGGCGGAACUGUUGAAACUGAAAUUAGAGCGAGCCGCAAUGCUGGUCGACGGUCUUUCCGACGAACGGAUUCGAUGGGAGAAGACGGUCGGAUCAUUGGGCACGCUCUACGAGUUGCUACCGGGCGAUUGUUUGAUAGCCACCGCUUUUAUCUCUUAUCUGGGUCCGUUCGUGUCCAAGUACAGAGAGGAGCUGAUAAGCAUCUGGACGAAAGAGGUGAACGAGAGAGAAAUACCAAUGUCGCCCGAUUUGAACGUGAAAGAAUUCUUGGUCGAUCCGGCGAUCAUCAGAGAUUGGACUAUGCAGGGUUUGCCGUCUGACGAUUUCAGCAUGGAAAACGGGAUAAUCGUGACCAGAGGAACCAGAUGGCCGUUGGUGAUCGAUCCCCAGUGUCAAGCGGUGAAAUGGAUAAAAACUAUGGAAGCUGAAAACUCAUUGCUGGUCAUCGACUUCGGGCAAGCCGACUUCAUCAAAGUGCUGGAGUUCGCGCUUCAGUACGGUAGACCGGUUCUCCUGGAAAAUAUCGGCCAAGUACUCGAUCCGACGUUGAGCCCGAUUCUCGAUCGAGCCUUCGUAAAAGUGGGCGACCAAACGAUGAUUAAGUUUAACGAAAAGACGAUCACCUACAACGACAAGUUUCGAUUGUUCAUGACGACGAAGCUCGCGAAUCCUCAUUAUGCUCCGGAGAUAUCGACUAAAACGACUUUAUGCAAUUUCGCCAUCAAGGAACAGGGAUUGGAGGAUCAGCUGUUGGGAAUCGUGGUUCGAAAAGAGAAACCGCAGCUCGAGGAGCAAAAGGACAAUCUGGUCUUCACGAUCUCGUCAAACAAGCGAACUCUCAAGGAGCUCGAAGACAAAAUACUUCAUUUACUGAACGUAGCCGGUGACACUCUGCUGGACGACUUGGAUCUGCUGAGCGCUCUACAAUCGUCGAAGGCGACGUCGAUCUCGAUCGAGGAAUCGUUGGUGGUGUCCGUGGAAACAGAGAAACAGAUCGAUCUCGCGCGAGAGGAGUACAGACCGUGCGCGCAUCGAGCCGCGAUCCUCUUUUUCGUCCUGAACGACACGAGCCUAAUCGAUCCUAUGUACCAGUUCGCUCUGGACGCGUACGUCACGCUGUUUAUGCAGUCGAUCGAUAAGAGCUCGAAGAGUUUAAAGCUUGCUGAGAGGAUCGAAAGCCUGAACGAGUACCAUACUUACGCUCUGUACAAGAACACUUGCCGCGGCCUUUUCGAGCAUCACAAGCUGUUGUUCUCGUUCCACGUCUGCAUGAAGAUCCUGGAUCACCAGGGCAAAGUGAUCCCUAAUGAGUACGCGUUCCUUCUUCGCGGUGGAAUCGUUUUGGACAGAGAGAAUCAGCCGGACAACCCCGUAGCCUGGCUGCCGGACGAGACGUGGGACAACAUAACGGAGUUGGACAAAUUGCCUGGAUUCCACGGAAUCGUCUCUUCGUUCGAGCAGUUUCCGCGAGAUUGGCACAAUUGGUACGUCAACACGGAACCGGAGAACGCACCGCUGGUGGCGGAGUGGGAAACGAACUGCAACGUGUUCCAAAAGAUGCUGGUGAUACGUAGCUGUCGCCCGGACAGGAUCUCCUUCUGUAUCGCCAAUUUCAUCGUGCUGAACCUCGGUCAAAGGUUCACCGAGCCGCCGGUGCUCGACUUGAAAGCCGUGCUCGACGAUUCCGUUCCCCAGACACCGCUCGUAUUCGUUCUCUCGCCCGGCGUCGAUCCUACCAGUACCCUUAUGCAGCUCGUCGACAGUCAAGAAAUGACCAAUCACUUCAUGACUCUGUCUCUGGGUCAGGGACAGGCGCCGAUCGCUACCAGAAUGAUAGAAGUGGGUGCGAAGGAGGGUGCCUGGGUGUUCCUGGCGAAUUGUCAUCUGUCCCUCAGUUGGAUGCCGAAGCUGGACAAGAUCGUAGAAACGUUGGGUGCCAGCAAGAGCAUACAUCCUCAAUUCAGGUUGUGGCUCAGCUCGAGCCCGACUCCCCAAUUCCCGAUAUCGAUCCUCCAGGCGGGGAUAAAGAUGACCACGGAACCGCCGAAAGGUUUGAGAGCGAACAUGAAGCGACUCUACAGCCUAAUAACCGAGAACCAGUUCGAAGCGUGCCACGCCAAGUCGAAAUACAAGAAACUUCUGUUCGCUCUCGUCUUCUUUCACGCGGUGCUGCUAGAACGUAAAAAGUUCCAACAGUUGGGUUGGAACGUAAUCUACAGUUUCAACGAUGCAGAUUUUGUGGUGUCAGAGAACCUUUUACAAGUCUAUCUGGACGAAUAUCCGGUGACUCCGUGGGAGUCCCUUAAAUACUUGAUAGCGGGCGUCUGUUAUGGCGGACACGUGACCGACGAUUGGGAUCGACGUUUACUAAUGACCUACGUUCAACACUAUUUCACCGACGAGGCCUUGACUGUGCCUCAGUACCGUUUAUCGUCGCUACCGACUUAUUACAUCCCGCGGGAUGGUUCCCUGGCAUCGUAUCACGAUUUCAUCGCAGUAUUACCGAACGUCGACAAACCGGAAGCGUUUGGUCAACACCCGAACGCGGACAUCACCUGCCUGAUCAUGGAGACGAGAAACAUGUUCGAAACGUUAAUGAGCCUUCAAGUUCAAGCCGUUGCCAGGGAAGAAAUCGGGAAAGAGGAAAAGGUGAUUCAAUUGACUAUGGACCUCCUGUCGAAAAUACCAGACGACAUCGAUUACGAGACCACGCAAAAACUGAUAGGACCGAAGAAAAUGCCAUUGGACGUGGUGUUGCUACAGGAGAUCCAACGGUACAACGUUCUACUGUCCGGCACACGCGGCAGCCUGAGGGACCUCCAGUUAGCGAUCCAAGGUCUCGUCCUGAUGUCCCCCGAUCUCGAGGAGAUCUUCAACUGCAUUCACGAGGGACGGGUUCCCGCCGCUUGGCUGACGGCUUAUCCGUCGUUGAAAUUAUUGGGUGCUUGGACGAGGGAUCUGGUGAAUCGCGUCGAUCAUUUCGCGGAAUGGGCUCGAUCGACUCACCCACCGUUGCUCUUCUGGUUGGCCGCGUAUACCUUCCCGACCGGAUUCCUCACCGCCGUGCUACAAACCUCCGCGAGAUUAUGGAACGUGUCCAUCGAUUCCCUGUCCUGGGAAUUCACAGUUUUUACCAUCGACGAAUCCGCCAUUAUCGAGCCACCAGUGGACGGAGUGUACGUACGGUCCGUCUACUUGGAAGGCGCCGGUUGGGACAAGAAGAACAGCGUCCUCGUCGAGCCGGCACCGAUGGAACUCGUUUGCAACAUGCCAGUGAUUCAUUUCCGGCCCGCGGAACAGUUCAAAAAGAGGACCAGAGGUCUCUACACUUGUCCCUGUUAUUAUUAUCCACAAAGAAGCGGGGAUCAGGGACGACCGUCGUUCGUCGUCGCGGUCGAUCUGAACUCGGGUCCCCAGGGUUCGGAUUUCUGGACGAAAAGAGGCACCGCCCUGUUACUGAGUCUCUCCACAUAGAUCUACGUACGCAUACAAGCCCGUUA